CCCCUUCGUGGAAGUAAUCACCACAUUGUGAGUGCAGAAGAUGGGGGAAAACAAUAUCCAAACCAAAGGAAAUAUCUCCUCUUCGGCACUACUCAAACUAUUGCUUGUAGCAGCCCUUCUACACGACGCAGCCAGCAAGACAUUGAAAUACAAAGUUUAUGAGGAGCAGAAAGUAGGUACGGUCAUUGCACGGUUAAAAGAGGAUGUAUCUGGAGUUUUAUCCAAAUUACCGAGCUCCCUGACAUUUCGGUUCCGCGCCAUGCAGCGGGGGAGCACGGCAUUUUUGUCAGUCCGAGAGGAGGAUGGGGAGAUCAGCAUCGGGACUAAAAUCGACCGUGAGAAGCUUUGUGAGAAAAACUUAAACUGCUCGAUAGAAUUCGACGUGGUCACGUUACCCACGGAGUACCUGCAGCUGUUCCAUGUGGAGGUGGAGGUGCUUGACAUUAACGACAACUCCCCUCACUUCUCCCGCGCCAUUGUGCCCAUUGAGAUCUCGGAGAGUGCCUCUGUGGGGACUCGCGUCCCGCUGGACGGAGCCGUGGAUUCAGACGUCGGAGAGAACUCCCUGCACACCUACUCCUUGACGCCCAACAGCUUCUUCAAGAUCGAGGUGAGGACCAGAACCGACGGGGCCAAAUACGCAGAGCUGGUGGUCAUGAGGGAGCUGGACAGGGAGGUGCAGGCCAGCUACCAACUGCAGCUCACUGCCUCAGAUAAUGGCGUGCCCCCCAAGUCUGGCUCCACUUUACUGAAGAUAAGCAUCUCUGAUUCCAAUGACAACAGCCCGGCCUUUGACGAACAGGCAUAUAUCAUCAGUUUGCAAGAAAACUCUCCUCUUGGGACUCUCAUCAUUGAUUUAAAUGCCACGGAUCCAGAUGAGGGUGCUAAUGGGAAAAUAGUCUACUCCUUCAGCAGUCAUGUGUCUCCAAAGAUCUUGGAAAUGUUCAAGAUAAACCCAGAAAAUGGUCAUAUUACACUCAUUAAAAAAGUGGAUUAUGAAGCCACUGCAUCCUUUGAGCUGGAUGUUCAGGCUCAGGAUUUGGGCCCAAAUUCCAUUCCUGGACUUUGCAAAAUUGUAGUGAAAGUGGUGGACGUGAAUGACAACAAACCAGAGAUAAACAUAAACCUGAUGACGCCUGGCAAGGAGGAGGUGGCCUAUAUAUCAGAAGGGGCCCCUGUGGACACAUUUAUAGCCUUGGUUCGUGUUGAUGACAGUGAUGCAGGUCUCAAUGGCGAGGUGCUGUGCAGGCUGCAUGGCCAUGGCCACUUCAGGCUUCAGAAAACCCACGAAAAGAACUACAUGAUUCUCACUAACAUCUCACUGGACAGGGAGAAGAGGUCUGAGUACAGUCUGACGGUCAUUGCAGAGGACAGAGGGUCCCCCAGCCUCUCCACCAUUAAACAUUUCACAGUCCAGGUGCUGGAUGAGAACGACAAUCCUCCACAUUUUGAGAAAAACCGUUAUGAAGUUUUCAAAUCUGAAAACAAUUCUCCAGGAGCCUACCUGAUGACUGUGGUUGCCUUAGAUCCAGAUCUAGGCACUAAUGGUCAGAUCACAUACACCAUCAUUGAUGCUGUAGUCCAGGGUAGCCCGAUAUCCACCUAUGUCACCAUUGACCCCUCCAGCGGUGCCGUGUACGCCUUACGCAGCUUUGACCAUGAGGACGUCAGCCGGAUCACCUUCACUGUGCAAGCCCGUGACGGGGGCAACCCAGCACUGUCUGCCAACACCACCGUCCUGCUCACUGUUCUGGAUGAAAACGACAACCCGCCCAUCAUCCACUCCCCCUCCCUUCGGAACCACACUGCCGAGCUCCCAGUGUGGAAGUAUACAUCGCCGGGUCAGCUGAUCACUGCGCUGAAAGUCACAGAUCGCGACGCAGGCGCCAACGGAGAGGUGAGCUGUGCCAUUGUCAGUGGCAACGAUGACGGGCUAUUUGUGAUGGAUGCCCGUCGAUGUGAGCUCAGAACAAACACAAGUUUGGAGCGUGUUUCAAAGGAUGUCAUGGAGAUCAGGAUUGAGGUGCAGGAUCGGGGCACCAACCGACUGACCACAGGAGUCCUCGUAAGACUGUCCUUGCAGGAGAACAUGGAAAUUCUGCCCCCCCUGUACCCCACCAGUUCCAGCCAGCCCCCGUUGGACCUUUCCCUCAUUGUCAUCAUCUCUUUAGGUGCUGUUUGUGCAUUGCUACUGAUCGUCAUGGUGAUGUUUGCCACUGCUCGUUGCAACCGAGAGAAGAAGGACCCCAGACACAACUACAACUGCCGCGUGGCAGAAAACAGCUACCAGAACCACCCCAAGAAGCCUGCCAGACAGAUCCACAAGGCAGACAUCACACUGGUCCCAACUGUCAAUGGGACCCUGCCUAUCCGUGCACACCCACACUCCCCCUCGCCCUCUCCCACCCCCGAGAGAGGCACCCUGGGGAGCCGGCAGAGCCACCACAGCCGCCAGUCGCUCAACAGCCUGGUCACCAUCUCUUCAAAUCAUGUACAGGAGAACUUUGCUCUGGAGCUGGCCCACACUACGCCCCCAGUAGAGCAAGUCUCACAGCUUCUGUCCAUGCUCCAUCAGGGCCAGUACCAGCCACGGCCAUGCUUCAGAGGCAACAAAUACACCCGCAGCUACAGAUAUGCCCUGAACGAGAUGGACAAGUUCAGCCUGAAGGACAGUGGCCGAGGAGACAGCGAGGCCGGAGACAGCGACUACGAGCCUGGCAGGGACUCGCCCAUGGAUAGACUCCUGAGUGAAGGCUUCACCGAGAUGCUUGCCCCUGAUGGCCAGCACAGACCACAUGCAGCCAUGCGGCUCUGCACAGAGGAGUGUCGAGUCCUGGGUCACUCCGAUCAGUGCUGGAUGCCUCCCUUGGCCUCCCCCGCCUCUUCCUCAUCAGAUUACCGCAGCAACCUGUACAUCCCUGGGGAAGAAGCCCACCAGAUGGCCGACCACUCCCAGGAGAAGACCCCACGGCCCUGCACUGACACCGGCCCCGCCUGGAACCAGAGUUUCUCCACCUUUGGCAAAGACCUGGGCGAAGAGGACGUGGUAGAGGAUGAGGCGGCAGAGGGCAGCGGGGGUGAGUCCAGGGACGAGGACCUCUGUGGGACCACCUCACUGCUGUCAGAAAUGAGCAGCGUGUUCCAGAGGCUGCUUCCUCAGGGUUUGGACUCCUACACACAGGUGUCUGAGACCCAGAGGGGCAGCAGUCUGAGUGGUGUGGGUGUGCCCUUGACUGGCUCUUUAGACCGGAGGAGAGGUCACCUGCCUGGUAAGUCCAGUCCCUCCGCGCACCAGCAGGGGGUGGCGGCCUGGGCCGCCAACACACACUUCCAGAACCCGGGAAGCAACAUCAGCCCUUCCUGCCACCACCAGGGUGGCACCUACCACACCCUGAAGCCCAGCACCAAGCUCAGUUCCCAGAGCAGCCACAAGGGUUCGCAGGCCCCCAAGAAUAGCCCCCAGAACGGCGGCCAUGCCCUCAAACCCCACAGCAGCCCCCUGCUCACGGUGCUGGUCAGCUCCAGCAUGGUGCAGUCCUCACCGGCCCCGGUGUCCAUGCCGGCACCCCUCCCUGGACCGUCCUCGAAGUGGCUGCCGGCCAUGGAGGAGAUCCCAGAGAACUAUGAGGAGGACGACUUUGACUCUGUACUGAGCCACCUGCAAGGGAAGCGCAGUGACAGCCGACACGAGCUGGUGGACGCCAGCGAACUGGUGGCCGAGAUCAACAAACUGCUACAGGACGUCCGGCAGAGCUAGACUCCUUUAUUUAACUCUAUUUAUUAACCGCCCAUUGUCGGUCUGCAGGAAAAGGACCCUCAUUUACUGCAAAUGAGAAAUGACACACAAAAAAAAAAAGACCUGCAAUUGUCAUUAAAGUUGCAUUUCUAAUGUAAUAAUUGUGUUUUGUAAAUGCUAAUUAUCC
Salarias fasciatus (jewelled blenny) is the source of this 3923-nucleotide messenger RNA. RefSeq names its product protocadherin-18-like. The record is from RefSeq and is a predicted model, not a curated record. Gene Ontology annotation, cellular component: plasma membrane. Gene Ontology annotation, molecular function: calcium ion binding. Gene Ontology annotation, biological process: homophilic cell-cell adhesion. NCBI's taxonomy places the organism in Eukaryota, Metazoa, Chordata, Actinopteri, Blenniiformes, Blenniidae.